Molecule: messenger RNA, 666 nt
Organism: Emiliania huxleyi CCMP1516
Lineage: Eukaryota; Haptophyta; Isochrysidales; Noelaerhabdaceae
Exons: 1
Coding region: 1-666 (221 amino acids)
Source: RefSeq, a predicted model, not a curated record
AUGUUCGUCUACGCCAAGCCCUCCUGCCGUCCGUGCGCGCGCCCGUGCGCACCCUCCGCCCUCCACCUCAUCGUGCUCUUCCUCGCGGCCCCGCUCCUACUCCGCGUAGCCGUCGUGCUCCUCAGCUCGCUCCUUCCGUUUGCGCUCAUCGCCCUCGCUAUGAGCGCGCUGUUUUGGCAUCCGGAUCCCGUCCUCUUUCACUUCACCAAGAAGGACUGCCAGGCAAAGCGCCGUGAGGCCCAGCCUCCGGGAAAGGCGAUUCCCGCCGCGUCGAAAAGCGAGAAGUUUGACGUCACGAUUCCCGCACCGGGGAUCGCACAGGAGGACGUGCAGGCGGAGGUGAAUCACGAGAACGUGCUCAUCAUCCAAGCUGAGACGGACUCCUUCAACGGCGAGCAUCGCGCGCGCUUCUGCCGCGCCAUCCGGCUUCCCGCUUCGGUUGACGUCUCGAGUCUUGCAAUCGAGGUCACAAACGGCCUGGUUCGCGUCACCGCGGGCAAGAAGCAGCCCAUCAAGGUGGCCAUCGUUCCUCCCGCAAAAUCCGAGCCAGUUGAUGCAGAGUCGGGCACGGUUGAUGACGCGGACGCUGCCGACGCGAACGCCACCUCGGAAGCCGAGGGUGACGGCCUCGGCGACGGCUUUGUUCGGGUCCGCGAGUCCAAGUGA